This is a messenger RNA of Phyllostomus hastatus (greater spear-nosed bat), 1690 nucleotides long. It is a transcript of the gene ECHDC1, whose product is annotated as ethylmalonyl-CoA decarboxylase 1. Bases 398 to 1321 code for a protein of 307 amino acids. The record is from RefSeq and is a predicted model, not a curated record. Gene Ontology annotation, molecular function: enoyl-CoA hydratase activity. Gene Ontology annotation, cellular component: cytosol. Lineage: Eukaryota; Metazoa; Chordata; Mammalia; Chiroptera; Phyllostomidae. The transcript is spliced from 8 exons. Gene Ontology annotation, biological process: fatty acid beta-oxidation.
GGGGCGUGGGGGAGAGGAAGAGGAGUGCGCCGGGCGCCCCGCGAGACUUUGGCCUUAGGGUUUGUAUUUUAAGUGACGUCCUGGAGGCCACCGCCGCAGCUGGCUGUGUAACGGACUUUAGCGCGUUUCCUUGCGAUUUCUAAACCGGGACCUGCCGGGGCCCAGCAGUCCCCGAGCCGCCGCCGCGCCGCCCACUGCCCUGUGCUGGGCGCGGGGACGGGGACGCUGUGCCCCCCCCUGCGGCGGGACUUGGCCUGGUUGAGAAAGCCCAGAGUCAGCUUGGCGUUUGGAGAUUUGCCUGACACAAUAUACUGCGUUUCUGAACCAGUGUGUAAACCUCAGUGGAGCACAGGCAGCGAUCAUCAUUACAAUACGAGAAGCUAACUUGCGAAAAGGAAUGGAGUCAAACGAAGAAAUGGCAAGAAGUCUUUUGAAGACAUCGUCUAUGUCUCUAGGGACAAAAUUGCUACAUCAGACGGGAAUAGCACUUUAUAAUACAUCUCAUGGCUUCCAUGAAGAAAAAGUAAAGAAAAUUCUUCAGGAGUUUCCUGGGGGAACCAUUGACCUUCAGAAGGAAGACAAUGGCAUUGGCAUUCUUACUCUGAACAAUCCAAAUAAAAGGAAUGCCUUCUCAGGUGUUAUGAUGCUACAGCUUUUGGAAAAAGUGAUUGAAUUGGAAAAUUGGACAGAAGGGAAAGGCCUCAUUGUUCGUGGGGCAAAAAAUACUUUCUGCUCAGGGUCUGAUCUGAAUGCUGUGAAAGCACUAGGAACUCCAGAGGAUGGAGUGGCCUUAUGUAUGUUCAUGCAAAACACCUUAACAAGACUGAUGAGACUUCCUUUAAUAAGUGUUGCACUAGUUCAAGGUUGGGCAUUGGGUGGAGGAGCAGAAUUUAUUACAGCAUGUGAUUUCAGAUUAAUGACUCCAGGGAGUGAGAUCAGAUUUGUUCACAAGGAGAUGGGUAUAAUACCAAGCUGGGGUGGCACUACCCGGCUGGCUGAAAUUAUCGGCCGUAGACAAGCUCUCAAAGUGUUAAGUGGGGCCCUCAAAAUGGAUUCAAAACAAGCUUUAAACCUAGGGAUGGUUGACGAGGUCUUGCAGUCUUCAGGUGAAACUGAAAGUCUAGGAGAGGCACUAGAGUGGCUAAAGCAGUUUACUGAAGGGCCAACAGAAGUAAUUAGAGCUUUGAAAAAAGCUGUUUCUUCAGGCAAAGAGCUUUCUUUCCAGGAAGCAUUACAGACCGAAAGAGAUCUUUUAGGGACACUUUGGGGUGGACCAGCAAAUCUGGAGGCUAUUACUAGGAAAGGAAAAUUCUGUAAGUAGGUAUUUUAAAUAUGAGGUACUGCAAUAAUUAAUGUGUAAGAGAGUUAAAUAUUAAAUAUGUCAGAAUUACUUCGAAGGGUACCACUGGUAUUUGGGUUUGUUUUUAAUAAUUUUUUGAGUACCUAAACUCAUUGGCAUAAUUUUCAGAAUACUCUAGUACCCCCUCGACUUGCAGAGGUUAGGUUCCGUGAUUCCCAGGGGAAGGCUGAAACUGAGGAUAGGAACAAACUCUCUGUAUACUAUUUUUUCCUUUAAUUACACACCUGUGAUAAAGCUUAAUUUAUAAAUUAGGCACAGUGAGAGAUUAACACUACUAUUAAGCAAUUAUACUUUAAUAAAAGUUCUGUGAAUGUGGUCUCUUUCAAAAUA